Messenger RNA from Pieris macdunnoughi, 324 nucleotides. NCBI's taxonomy places the organism in Eukaryota, Metazoa, Arthropoda, Insecta, Lepidoptera, Pieridae. The record is from the annotation of a GenBank genome assembly.
AUGGAGUCUCCAAAGAAGAAAGGAAAGCCACCUCAUCCUCGGGCCAAAACAAAUCCCUUAUCUGCCCUCACAUUUGCAUGGACCCUACCAAUCUUCUGGGGUGGUUUGAAGAAGGAGAUGGAUGAAAAUGAUCUGUAUGAGCCGCUAGAAGAACAUGCAUCAGGUCCUCUGGGUGACAAGUUCGCUCGUCUAUGGGAAGAGGAAGUAGCCAGCGCCGGUGGGAAAAGAACACCCAGCCUCCUAAGAGUUAUUUUAAAAGCCUACGCCGCCAGAUGUAUGCUUUAUGGAUUCGUUCUAAUGUUUAUGGAGUGUGGAAUACGGUGA